UUAGCUUCUGGGGGGGGGGGGGGACACAUGAACUCAGGCUUCCCUCGGGUGAAGUCUCACUCGGAGCGCUAGUGGAUUCCUGGAUAGUGCCCGUUCACUAGCUGCUGCAGCCCACAGAGCCGUCUGAGCAGCCAGCUGAGAGGAGAGUCCGCACACAGCUGCAGACAUGCAACAGUUCACCCUGAUCGCCGCUCUCCUUUGCCUGGUCUACGUCUCGUCUGGCAGCGCAAACGUCCGCAGCCAACCUGGUGUGUGUCGCUAUGGGAGGAGACUGGAGUGUUGCUACGGCUGGAAGAAGAAUGGUGAAGGACAGUGUGAAGCCCAGUGCACGCCGGGCUGCAAGCACGGGGAGUGCGUCGGCCCCAACAAAUGCAAGUGCUUCGCGGGAUACACCGGCAAGACCUGCCACCAAGACCUGAACGAGUGCGGCCUGAAGCCGCGGCCCUGUGAGCAUCGCUGCAUGAACACCUACGGCAGCUACAUGUGCUACUGCCUCAACGGCUACAUGCUGAAGCCCGACGGCUCAUGCACAAACUCCAGGACAUGCUCCCUGGCCCACUGUCAGUACGGCUGUGAGGAGGUCCAGGGGGAGAUCCGCUGCCUUUGUCCUUCCUCAGGCCUCCAGCUGGGGCCAGAUGAGAGGACCUGUGUGGAUAUUGAUGAAUGUGUCACUGGCAAGAACCUGUGUCCCUACAACCGACAAUGCAUCAACACCUUCGGCAGCUACUUGUGCAAGUGCCAAAAUGGCUACGACCUGAAAUUUGUGGCAGGCAAAUACGACUGCGUAGACCUUAAUGAGUGUGACGCGGGCGUCCGGAGGUGCAGUGACCACGCCGUGUGUCUGAACACCCAGGGAUCCUACAGGUGUAGGUGCAAGCCAGGCUUCAGAGGCAAUGGCUUUGAGUGCUCCGUCAAGCCCUUCUAUCAGAGUUCUUGGGACGGCGGUAGAGGAGGGGCAGACGAACUCCUCAACGCCGUCCCAGAAGCCCCGGUCAGGCCCGCAAUCCCGGACCCCGAGCGCAUCAAGAACCUCAUCCCGGAACCAGCGGCGACCGAGGCUCCCAGGGGCCGCCAGCAGCCCUUCGACUACGAGGGGGAGGUGUACAUCGGCCCAGAGGAGGAGCAGAGGGAGCUGCUGCCCGAGGAGGAGCAGGAUGAAGAGGAGGAGGAGGGAGGUGAGGAGAACAACCAACUCGGGCCAAGAGGAGAUGUUUUCGUUCCAGAGUUUGAAUCGCUCUACGGCCCUUCAACAGAGAUCCAAGAGAUCCCACUGAAGCCCGUGCAAGAAGAGUUCAUUCUGGACUGUAAUUUCGACCAGGGAGCUUGUGAAUGGGUGCAGGACAAGAGUGACGACACUGACUGGAGUGUAGCCUACCAUGAACGAGGCGACCAGUACUACAUGGCGAUGAGCGGCCUGCUGGGGAACGACCGGGACGUGUCGCGCCUCAAGCUGCUGCUCAGCGACCGCACCCAGCAGGGCAGCUUCUGCCUGACCUUCGACUUCCGCGUGGCGGGCGAGGACGUGGGCACGCUGCGGGUGCUGCUAGACGCCGACGGCUACGCCGUGUGGGAGCAGAGCUACAGCCGCGCCCAGGGCUGGCAGACGGAGCUGCUCACCGUGGCCUGGCAGGAGGAGGCGCCGGAGUCGAUCAUCUUUGAAGCUCAGCGCGGGAGUGGUGUGGGCGGGGAGAUCGGGCUGGACAACGUGGUCCUGACCUCGGGCUCCUGUCAGGUGGACGAAGACGAGGCUCUCUUCUAAGACACCCCUCUAGCACGGAGGUCUCCGUUAGGAAACCUCAACGAUUCUUUGUUCUCCGUGGGCCUCUCUCUGGUGGAGCUCCUCCAGCCAGGGAGAGCCUCAGUGUGGCUGGCUCCUCGUAGGUCACCCACGCCAGAGAGGAAGGCUCAUGGUCCUCUAAAGUCUAAAGGGAAGAUAUAUUGGUGCAUGCAGGCUAGUGGUCAACAGCACACCACGCUGCUACACUGCCGUUAUCUUGAUGAUGAUGGAGCGACGAAGUGUACUGUACUCUUAGUAUUCACACAGAACAUAUCUCAGGUUUAGAUGGAGAGAACCGUCACUUUCAUGGUCACUGACCAAAAUACAAUCAUUUGUGUGUGGUUCGCUACCUUAGUGUAUAAUGAUGGUGGAAAUUAUCCAAAAACCAAAUAUUUUUUUUUUUGUUCAUUUUUUGUUAUCGUCGAAAAGAUUGUGCAUCGUGUUUGAAGGUUCAGAUGCUAGGAACCUCGGAGUUUGACCGCUGUAAAUUAUGCUUUCGUAUUAUGACAAUUAAAUGUUUUUUUCUAUA
Molecule: messenger RNA, 2306 nt
Organism: Gadus macrocephalus (Pacific cod)
Lineage: Eukaryota; Metazoa; Chordata; Actinopteri; Gadiformes; Gadidae
Gene: egfl6
Product: EGF-like-domain, multiple 6
Exons: 13
Coding region: 167-1759 (530 amino acids)
Cellular component (GO): membrane
Molecular function (GO): calcium ion binding
Source: RefSeq, a predicted model, not a curated record